Molecule: messenger RNA, 1066 nt
Organism: Trichomonas vaginalis G3
Lineage: Eukaryota; Parabasalia; Trichomonadida; Trichomonadidae
Product: organellar and viral DNA polymerase type B
Exons: 1
Source: RefSeq, a predicted model, not a curated record
AUGUAUCGGAAGUUGUCUAAGUUAGAACACUCGGAAAUAAAACAACUUCUUACAGAAGCUAAUAUAGAUGUUGCAAAGCAUUACGCAACAAACAAAAAAGCACUCGCUGACUUCAUUAAAGACUACAAUGGUGCAAUAAGUUAUGAUAGAAUUCAUGAGUUCAUAAAGCCGCAACGCGGCGAGGACGAAGUCCAUGCAAGAGCAUUUCCUUUAAAUGACAUUGCUAUUGACUUAUAUCAUAGACGUUCAGUACCUCAUGAAGUAAGAAGAGAAAUGUUUGACAUAACAAAUGCAAACGUUGGUGAAACAAGAAGAGCUGUACCACAUGAAGUAAGAAGAGAAAUGUUUGACAUAACAAAUGCAAACGUUGGUGAAACACGAAAGAGAGAUGACACACUGAAACAACAGAGAAGAGAGAUGUUUAAGAGCGCUAUAGAACAAGUUCGCAAAGCUAACGAUGUCAUUCGUUCCAUUGACGACAAACCAAAAGAAGGUGAGAGAUGGUUAAAGAAAGAUGAAGAGAAUAGGAAGAGAAAUGUGAAGACAGGUAAUAGACUCAUUGACUUUAACAUCGAAGCUUUAGAUGAACCGAACAGAGACUACUUACACAAACAUUUCGGUAAGGUUUUCAUGAGACUCUUAGAGAAAAUUAAAAUAAACUCACAACAGAGAUGGAUGGUAUGUUAUAAACUUGGUGGAAAGUAUGAAUGUUCUACGUUAAACCUCAAUAAUAUUGGAACAUUACUACAUCAGCUCUUGAAGGAGAACUUUAUAUCAGAGAUAGAAGCAAAUGCCGCAGGUAUUGUUGAAAUGCACUAUGACUUCUUCUUGACAAACAUAAAGAAUCUUACCGAAAUAAAGAUGUAUGAUUUAACAGAAUAUGAAGGCUUAACGAUGUCAGAUGUAAAGAAAGGCAAACCAAAAAAGAGACCAUAUAGAGAUGAAAGCACACUGACAAAUGACCAGAAAGCCAUUUUGGAAGCUCUUAAGCAAACAGGAAACCCAGCACUUAUAGAAAGCUUUUGGAAAGAUAAUGGUGAAAAGAAGUUUUAUAAGAAGAGAAGCG